Molecule: messenger RNA, 1419 nt
Organism: Acaulospora morrowiae
Lineage: Eukaryota; Fungi; Glomeromycota; Glomeromycetes; Diversisporales; Acaulosporaceae
Source: the annotation of a GenBank genome assembly
AUGAAACCAUUUGCGUUGAUAUAUGCGAUACUCUUUAUUGCUCAUUUAAUUGAUGCAUUUCCGAACGGGAACUUAGAUUUUUCGAAAAGAGACAACAAUACGAUAGUCCCAUAUUAUUAUAAUCAAACUAUUGAUCAUUAUGACAAGAAAUCAGGAACAUUCAAACAAAAAUAUUUUGUCAAUUCCGCCUUUUAUAAACCCGGUGGACCAAUAUUUAUCACCACCGCAGGAGAAACUGCAAUUUCCGUGAAUCAAGUUAAGCUAUCUGGGAUCAGUUAUAUGGCUUCUCUUUUCAAUGGUCUCGUAAUUUCAGUUGAGCACCGUUUUUACGGUGAAAGUUAUCCCCCAGUACCCGACCUUCAUACCAAGAACCUAAAAACUCAUACAGUUGAACAAGCCCUGGCAGAUUUCGCAACAUUCAUCUCUAAUCCUCCAGAUGUACCGGUGAAAAUUCCGAAAGACUCGAAAUGGAUCUUUGUGGGUGGAUCAUACGCUGGUAGUAUAGCAACAUGGAUGCGAAAGAAAUAUCCCAAAUUAGUAUUCGCCGCUUGGGCCUCAUCCGCCCCGUUAUUAGCCAAACUUGAUUUCUUUGAAUAUGAUCUAGAAGUUGGUCAUGCUCUACCAUGUCAUGACGAUGUGGCCGGUGCCAUAAAAUAUGUCGAUAGCAUCCUACUUUCCGGUAAUAAAACUGCCAUCAAAGCUCUCAAGGUACAAUAUGGACUUGGCGUAUUGGAACAGGAUCGAGAUUUCGCAACGGCAAUAAGUUUUCCAGUGGCAAUUAUGGUUCAAAGCUAUUUCCCACCGUUAUCACCUAAUGAUAUUGAUACCAUACCCACUUUUUGUGGCGCAUUUGCCAAAUCACCUAAUAAGUCUCCCGCUACCUUGAAUGCUAUAUAUGUCCAAACUUUCAAGUUCUUUUUGAAUAGUUCUAAGCUUACUACCGAUGAGGCAAUUACAAGAUUCUUCGCUACCUCCGCCAUUAGCUUAGCCGUACCCAAUGAUGAAGUCACCUACUACUAUCAGUCUUGCACACAAUUCGGAUGGUCUACAACUGCGCCAAGACCGCCACAUCAAAGUCUCCGUCCUCAAAUUGUAAACGUCGCCGGCUUCCAAGCUCUAUGCAAUUUUCUAUUUCCCGGAAUCCCAUCACUACAAGUAAAAAAGACAAACCAUGAGCUCGGUGGUAACAAAGGUACAUUUUCGCGUACAGUAUUUACUACCGGUGGACAUGAUCCGUGGACACCGUUGACCAUUAGUGGUUCCGAUAAACAUACCAUUUCAAAGAAUUCAGUGUUUGUGAUUAUAAAUGGGUCUCAUACCAAUGAUUUGAGAUAUCCUAGUUCGGUGGAUAGUGCUUCAUUGACAGCAGCCAGGAAAUUUGUGAAAGAUAAUUUAUCAGAGUGGUUGAAAAAGUACUAG